Molecule: messenger RNA, 2770 nt
Organism: Baudoinia panamericana UAMH 10762
Lineage: Eukaryota; Fungi; Ascomycota; Dothideomycetes; Mycosphaerellales; Teratosphaeriaceae
Product: glycoside hydrolase family 9 protein
Exons: 2
Coding region: 395-2689 (764 amino acids)
Biological process (GO): carbohydrate metabolic process
Molecular function (GO): cellulase activity
Source: RefSeq, a predicted model, not a curated record
UUACAACAUUCAGCAGAAUCCCGAAAGUUCCACCUCAGAGUGCUACUGCUAUACCUUGGCAAGUCCCGUAUUGAACAUGGGCCGCAAGGUCUUUAUGCGGCACAGCGGUCCGUCGUUCCAGCCUAUACUCCGCCUACUCCGCACGCGGCUGCAUGUUGACACUGGGAUCAUCUCUCGACCACCAUCCUUUACCCGCCAACAUGACAGUCGUCAAGUCAUUGCUAGGCCCAGCGCUACAGCAGAGCGGAGCCGUGAACGGCUUGGUGCUGCAAUGACAUGUCAUUGUUCCUCAGCGGCACCGUUAUUCCGAGGCAUCACACGAAGCAGGUAGGCUAUAAAUUGCGGUAUUUCCCUCAUUUUCUUUGCAAUCCAACCGGUUCGCCUCUGGUUUACAAUGAAGCACGCAAUCCUCCCUUUCCUCUCGCUGGCUGCGCUUGCCGUUGGCCAAGUGACGCCGCCACCCAUCCCAGGGACACCGCAAAUCAUCCAGAAUGGCAAUUUCGCGAACGGUACAACCGGCUGGCAGUCAAGCCCCCCAGGCACGAUAAUGAACGGCAUGUACUGCAUGAACGUACCCGCGGGGGGCUCACUUGGUAGCAACACCAGCUAUCUGACCACGACCUAUCAAUUUCUUGAGACGAAGAACGAUGUCUACACACUCAACUUCACCGCCAGCUCAUCCGUCGGCUACGAUAUCCUGGUGCAAACGCCAGACCCACCACUCGACCCCAACCUCAACAUGACGGCAGCACUAACGACGAGCCCAUACCCUUUCUCCAUGACCUUCUCACCAGCAAACCAGGCCCCAAAUACGACCUUGGAGUUCUUACUGACCGGCCCACCACGAGCGGCCACUGUGUGCAUUGGCAAUGUGUCGAUGAAACGGAUCGAUCGCAGUGCCUGGCGCCAGGAUUAUGGCUCCGCCAUCAAGGUUAACCAGCUUGGUUAUUUGCCGAACGGACCAAAGGUUGCGACCUUUGUAACUACUAACAUUGCGCCGAUGAAUUGGACACUUUACGGCAACACAGGCGCUGUCUCCGCAAGUGGAAGGACACGACCCAGAGGCUUGGACAUUGCAUCUAGUCAAACGGUUGCGACCAUAGACUUUAGCAACUUCACCACUGAAGGCACUGGCUAUACUCUCUCCGUCGAUGACAGCACCAGCUAUCCAUUCUCCAUAUCUUCCAGCCUUUACGAGUCACUCCGCGCGGACUCUCUUCGCUUCUUCUAUCAGCAACGCAGCGGUAUUGCCAUAGACGGCAACCUUGUCGGUUCACAGUACGCUCGUGCAGCUGGCCAUGUCCAGAUCCCCCCCAAUCAAGGCGACGUUGCCGUGCCCUGCCAGCUCGUCAACGAGUCUCUUAUAGCCUAUCUGGAACCAUGGACAUGCAACUACACACUCAAUGUCACCCAGGGCUGGUACGACGCGGGCGACCAAGGCAAGUACGUUGUCAAUGGCGGCAUAUCGGUAGCCCAACUCAUGAUGGUUUACGAGCGCACACUGUACACCAAUACAAAUGUUUCCUCGGGUUUGGGGGACGGCUCCCUUCGCCUGCCAGAACGAAACAAUGGGAUACCAGAUAUACUCGACGAAGCCCGCUGGGAGCUUGAAUUCAUGCUCAAGAUGCAAGUGCCUGCCAACUCCACCCGGCAACUUUUCAAUGGCAGUAUGGUCGACAUGUCCGGUAUGGCUCAUCAUAAGAUGCAUGAUAAUCAAUGGACGCCCCUACCCACGGAUCCUUCACAGGACCCCAAGCGCCGGGAGCUGCACCGCCCUUCUACAGCUGCGACGCUGAACCUCGCUGCUGCCGCCGCGAUGGCUGCACGCUUGUUCCCGGCGUUUGAUGCUACUUUCGCGGCACGCUGUCUCGCCGCAGCCGAAACGGCCUACGCGGCCGCGAAACAGAACCCUGCCAUCCUUGCGCCGGGCACUGAUUGGGAUCAGGGUGGUGGAGCGUACAAUGAUAACGAUGUGUCCGACGAGUUUUACUGGGCCGCUGCGGAGCUGUACCUCACGACUUCCGGACAACAGUACCUGGACGAUCUGAAGGCGAAUCGGUACGCUACCGCCAACGUCUCCACGUUGUUCUCUGUGCCGUCCGGUUUCAGUUGGGGCUCUGUAGCUGCCUUGGCACAGAUGGAUCUGGCGACUGUUCCUAGCAACGUCUCUAACCAUUCGGCUAUCGUGCAGUCUGUGCUCACUGCGGCAGACAUGCUUGUAGCCGUGCAGCAGAACAGCUCUAAUGGCUACGGAGUGUUCCUGACAACGUGGCCCUGGGGGUCGAACAGUAAUGCUCUGAACAACGUGCAGGUCGUCGCAACAGCUGCCUCCCUCGCCACCAACAGCACCGCCUACCGUACCGCCGCCCUAGCAGGCAUAGACUACGUCCUCGGUCGCAAUGCUCUUGCCCAGUCCUACAUCCGCACCUACGGCACAAAGAACACGCAAAACGUACACUCCCGCCUCUACGCACACGAACUAUCGGACCUUGUCCCUCAAGCUCCACCAGGCGCGAUGUCGGGUGGCGCGAAUCAGGCCGCGUCCGAUCCGCCGGCGGACGACGUGCUGCAGGGUUGUGCGCCGAUGACUUGUUACGUAGACGAUGUGAACAGUUAUAGUACCAAUGAAGUGGCGAUCAAUUGGGGCAGCGCUUUAACGUGGGUAGUUAGCUGGGCGGCUGGCCAGUGAGUGAUGCAUAUAUAGCUGCAGAAAGUGCUGCGAUAUGGAGGAGUGCAGGUGUGUCUACAUAGAGCAGCUUGAGAACGCCAC